AUGAAUAACGCGGACAGAGGAAAGGGCCGCGGUUGGCAGCAACCGGACAAUCCUCCGAAGGAAUUGCGCCGUCCUAAAACUUUAUCCGAUGAAACAAAAGUUGAAGCGCCUAAGUCGAAUCUCUCAGCAGAUGCAAAGGAAUGGUAUCCUCGCAACUAUGUGCCCCAACCACCGGUAACAUAUACACAGGAUACUAAUCAGUACAGAUUGCCACGAUUCUCAGUGCAGGAUCGUCUGCGACAAGCCCAGGAUCAAGGCCCUUAUAAUUUCAAUGAAAUGGCCCAAUUCAUUGAUGAAACAGAUAAUGUGGAUUUAAGGGAGCAUAUCCAAUACCUAAUCACAGUUAUGUGUGAGAUAACCUUUGAGCCUGGCAAGUUCGACAUGCUUUGUGGCUCCAUAGUGGACUUAUUUGCGUCUACUCUUCAGGAUGUUACAUACACUAGACAUCUGGUGGAAGCUAUCGUUAACCAGUCCAUUGCCGAGUCGAAUUUCCGAUACAAUGGCGCGCGUUUAUGUUCAAUGUACGAUUCGGUUGCGACACCCGAAGAGUCAACCUUCCGAGCUUGCUUGCUUGAGCGUUGCUCUGCUGAAGAGAACAAGAUAAUCAGUGGGGUGGAGACAUCAGAGGAGAAUAUGCGCGGGUUUGCAAUGUUCCUUGCUGAGAUCUACACCCAACUGGAGGACAGUCAGGGUGGAAGAAUAAAGACAUUUGGGGAGAGUCUAUGCAAAGUGUUGCUGCACCUGUUGGAUACUGAUAAAGAAACCAAUAUAAAAGCUGUUUGCCAGUUGCUAAAGUUGUCAGGCAUAGCGCUAGACGCCGACUGUCAGACGGGCAUGCACGCAGCUUUCGAGCGGCUCAAACGUCGGUCGCAUCUCGGCUGCGUGCGCGCAGUCAUCGCGCUGCGCAACGCUCGCUGGGGCCUAGCUAACUCUGAGCAGCUUGCACCCGUCGCGCAUCCAGCCAUACCCCACUCUAAUCCACCAGCGGUUACCGACCCGAGAAGGAGAUAUAAUGGUGUGGUGAACCCAGACGGCGGUUACCUCGCGGACGGUUACACCUUGACAGCUGAGGAGUGUGCAUUUAUGCAAAGCAACCUGCCGCCCAAUAAAACCGCUUCCAUUGAGGAGGAUAUCCUCGCUGAGCUGGAAACAGACGCGUGGGAAACCGGCAUGGACCCAGAGAUGCAGGAGGGCUUCCUUGAGUUCCUUAAGCUCUCCAACCAGAUCAAGCGAUAA
Leptosia nina is the source of this 1236-nucleotide messenger RNA. The record is from the annotation of a GenBank genome assembly. NCBI's taxonomy places the organism in Eukaryota, Metazoa, Arthropoda, Insecta, Lepidoptera, Pieridae.